Messenger RNA from Exophiala bonariae, 1365 nucleotides. RefSeq lists its product as uncharacterized. Gene Ontology annotation, molecular function: transmembrane transporter activity. The coding region runs from base 1 to 1365 and encodes 454 amino acids. Gene Ontology annotation, biological process: transmembrane transport. The record is from RefSeq and is a predicted model, not a curated record. NCBI's taxonomy places the organism in Eukaryota, Fungi, Ascomycota, Eurotiomycetes, Chaetothyriales, Herpotrichiellaceae. The transcript is spliced from 2 exons.
AUGGGCUACGGCAUUCUUUGGACUCCUCCUUGGUGUCGACUGAAGGACUGUGAGACACCACGUUUGACAACAUGGCUCACGAUAUUGUACGCCUUCUGCGGGGGCUUCAAUUCCGCCAAUCUGUUCUACAGCCAUCCCAUCCUCAAUGUACUUGCUGAGGAUUUCCACACCACACAAAGUGGAGUUGCAAACAUUCCUACACUUGCACAAGCAGGAGAGGCUAGCUGUCUGCUUUUGAUUCUACCACUUGCUGAUUUCUUCCCUCGAAGACAAUUCACCCUCGUAAUGACGACUCUGGCUGCUCUGUUCUGGCUUGGCCAAUGUCUAACCAACAACUUAACUAUCUUUUUGGUGUUGACCUACCUUUCCGCACUCUUUACCUGUGUCGUCCACGUUGUCAUUCCAUUGGUUUCAGAGCUCUCAUCUCCAUCCCAGCGAGCUUUCAAUUUAUCAAUCGUUGGCACGGGCCCAACUUUUGGGAUUCUGCUUGCGCGGAUUUUGUCUGGGAUUGUGGCGAACUAUACCAAUUGGCGCAACGUGUACUGGAUGGGUCUUGGUAUCCAGAUCCUUGUCCUGGGACUUUUGUUCGUGUUCAUGCCGGAUUACGAACCUAUCAAUAAAAGACCGCUGCGAGACAUUGCCAAAACCUACCCACGCAUACUUCUGUCCAUUUUUAGACUUUAUUUCAGACAUCCGGUUCUUGUACAAUCAAGUCUUCUGGCCUUUACUUCAUUUACUGUGCUAACGGCGUAUUGGACAACACUUACCUUCCUUCUCUCGCAAGCACCCUAUAAUUAUGGAUCGGCUGCUAUUGGACUAUUUGGACUUAUCGGUGCUUCGACUCUUCUCCUUGGGCCUCUCUUUGGAAAGUUCGUGAUCACGCCCCUGCGUGUACCACUAUACUCCGUCUUCAUUGGCAUAACACUCAGCAUGGUCGGCGUCGUGGUGGGAACUUUCGUGGGUGUACACAACGUGGCUGGGCCUGUGAUCGAAGCAGUCUUACUAGACGCCGGGUUGAUGGUUCUCUUCGUCGCGGCCAGAAUCAAUAUUGAAGGGAUUGAGCCGGGGUCAUCAAAUCGAGUCAACACUGCAUUUAUGAUUGUCAUGCACCUGGGACAGUUGGUGGGAACCAAGGCAGCCAACGAUGUUUAUGAGCUGUACGGUGGAUGGAUACCAGCUGGCUGCUGGGGAAUUGGUAUCACGGCAGCGGGUUAUCUCAUCACCGCCGCGAGAGGUCCAUAUGAAAAAGGCUGGUUAGGCUGGAGUGGAGGAUGGGGCAGAGGGAGAAAAUCUGCUGAGGAUCACGUUGAGGAUGCAGAAGAGCAAAGCUUUGGCGCAUCGGAAGUUCACAAAACUGAAAAAUAG